ACCUGGGGCUGGUUUCACUUUCCUCUCCUGCCUUCUUCCUCUCCUUGCCGUUCCUUGGUCCCUCUUCCCACCAUGUCCGGCCACACCACCAAUUUAAGACUCAAGCUGCCUCUAAUCUGUGUUUUCCUUCAACUCCUGACAAUCCUUCUGUUUGCUGUUUUUGUCUGCUACGACAACCAAACGAAUGCCAAGUUAUGGCAUGAGGAACUGAAACUCCACAACAAAAGCCACCUGGACAAUGAAUUUUACUUGCGGUACCCAAGCUUCCAAGAUGUCCACACCAUGAUCUUUGUUGGCUUUGGAUUUCUGAUGACCUUCCUGAAACGGUACAGCUUUAGCAGCGUGGCCUUCAAUUUCCUGAUAGCCGCCUUUGCCAUCCAGUGGUCUAUCCUAACCCAGGGUUUUUUCCAUUCUUUUCACCAUGGCAAAAUCUAUAUUGGAAUAGAAAGCAUGAUCAAUGCUGAUUUCUGUACCGGAGCAAUCCUCAUCUCCUUUGGAGCCGUUCUUGGGAAGACGAGUCCCAUCCAGUUGCUGCUCAUGACGUGGCUGGAGGUCAUUCUCUUUGCCGUUAAUGAACACAUCCUACUUGACAUCCUCGGGGCAAAGGACGCAGGAGGCUCCAUGACCAUCCACACCUUUGGGGCCUAUUUUGGACUGAUGAUGUCCCGGGUUCUUUACCGGCCUCACCUGGACAAAAGCAAAGAAAGGGAAGGAUCCACUUACCACUCCGAUCUCUUUGCUAUGAUUGGAACAAUCUUCCUGUGGCUUUUCUGGCCAAGCUUCAACUCGGCCAUUGCAGCACAUGGAGAUGACCAGCAACGGACAGUCAUGAACACCUACUUCUCCCUUGCUGCGAGCACCCUCGCCACCUUUGCCACCUCCGCCCUGGUGAACGCAGGAGGCAAAAUGGACAUGGUUCACAUUCAGAACGCAGCUCUGGCCGGUGGGGUGGUCGUUGGCACGUCCGGAGAGAUGAUGUUGACUCCCUUUGGGGCCAUGAUCGCCGGAGUCCUAGCUGGCUUUGUGUCUACCCUCGGCUUUAAAUUCCUUACGCCCAUCCUGGCCUCCAAGCUGAAAAUCCAGGACACUUGCGGAGUCCACAACCUCCAUGGGAUGCCAGGAAUCCUCGGCGCACUUCUUGGCGUGCUGGUUGCAGCUCUGGCAACUCAUGAUACCUACGGCGAAGGGAUGACUGAUGUCUUUCCACUCGUUGCUGAUGGGAGACGGACUGCUGCGUACCAGAGUGUCUGCCAACUGAUUGGCUUAUGUGUUACUCUGGGAAUUGCUGUGAUAGGUGGAAGCCUUGUUGGGUUUAUCCUGAAGAUGACAUGUCUUGGAUCUCCGCCCGACACACAAUGCUUUGAAGAUCAAAUCUAUUGGGAGGUACCCGAGAAUCAUCACGACGGAUUUCAGUGCUUGGAGGCUGCAAAGGAACUGGACAGAGAGACAGUGGCCUGAUAAAAUUGAUCCAGAGUAGCCACAAGGCGGUGCAGGGUGAAGGAGCAUCACAGGAGCCACUGCAUUUUGAGGACCGUCAGGAGAAGUUCUCAAAAGUUCUCUUAAUCAGGCCCAGACGCCGAAAUGUAUUGCCUUGGUGCUUUCUUGCUAAAACAGGAGGUGCUCGGGCUCACGUCUUUGGAAGACUCAACCUCUGCUCUGAAAAUCCAGCCCGAUGGAUUCGCUGUGAUUACUCAGUAGAAGAAAGAAAAGCACUCUACACAUGCUCAGAGAGGCUGCCUUCUGGAUCGUUGCCUCACAUGUUCUAGAGCAUCACUCGAGCUGUGGUUCACUGAAACAGAUUCGGACUGCUUGGACAAGACAGGAGCUGCAGAACAAGUCCAGUCUCUGGCCUAAUGGGUAACAUCUGAAAACACCUCUGUGUUUUACUGCAGUCUCCCAUGGAUGGAACAGGCAAGUGUGGGUUGUGUAUGGUGUGUGUGCAUGUGUGUGUACAUGCAUGCACACGAGAGCGCCAACCUGCAAAGAUCUCUUCAUGAAUAUCAGAUGGCGGCUAUCUUGAUGGUGUGCCAACACCGUUUUUUACUGUUUGAUACCGACGGCCUUCGGUCUGGCCAAGAGAACAAACUCCAGCAGAAAUCCUGGCUCAAGAUUCCAACCUAUUCCAACUUCUGGAAACAAGAGGAAACAACAUCAGAACACAAGUCGUGUACUCUGGACCAGAGGAAGCAGCAUGGUGUAGUACCAGAGGAGGAUCUGGGAAAGCCGAGUUUGAAUUCUUGCUCUGUCAUGGAAGCUCAGCGGAUGGCCGUGGGACAGUCACAUUCUCUCACCCUAUUCUACCUCAUAGGGUUGUUGUUGCGAGAAUAAAAUGGAGAAUUGGAGAACAGUGUUGUAGGCUGCUUUGGAUCCAUAUUGGGGCGAAAAUCAGGGUGUAAACAAACAUAUUUGUAAUUGGUGGGCUGAAGUCUCUGGAUCUAACAAAUGCCUUCCUGGAAGCUACCCCUUUCCUGGACAGUGUCAGGAUCUGUGCCCUCCACGGGAAGGCCAUUGUACUGGCAGGGGUGCCACCACCAAACCCAGCAGAGGGGAACCAAAUCCCCUUAAAUAAAGCACAGAGAAGGGAAGCAGCUAAAGAAGGGUCUCUGGUUCUCGAAAGCUCUCACCCUGAAAAUCUUAUUGGACUCUAUAGUGCCGCUGGACUCACAGGCUGAUGUUCAGCUGCAAAUUCAUGGCCCGUUACUGAGUUUUCUCCAGAACCUGCUUCUUCUUCAAUUUAUCAAAUUUUAGAAUCAUAGAGUUGUAAGGAGCCUUACAGAUCAUCUAGUCUAACCCCCUGCCCAAUGCAGGAACAGCCUAAAGCACCCCUGACAAGUAUUCA
Molecule: messenger RNA, 2839 nt
Organism: Eublepharis macularius
Lineage: Eukaryota; Metazoa; Chordata; Lepidosauria; Squamata; Eublepharidae
Gene: RHBG
Product: Rh family B glycoprotein
Exons: 10
Coding region: 73-1458 (461 amino acids)
Biological process (GO): ammonium homeostasis; ammonium transmembrane transport
Cellular component (GO): plasma membrane
Molecular function (GO): ammonium channel activity
Source: RefSeq, a predicted model, not a curated record